This is a messenger RNA of Stegastes partitus (bicolor damselfish), 2938 nucleotides long. It is a transcript of the gene rnf208, whose product is annotated as ring finger protein 208. The record is from RefSeq and is a predicted model, not a curated record. NCBI's taxonomy places the organism in Eukaryota, Metazoa, Chordata, Actinopteri, Pomacentridae. Gene Ontology annotation, biological process: protein ubiquitination. Bases 1775 to 2551 code for a protein of 258 amino acids. The transcript has 3 exons. Gene Ontology annotation, molecular function: ubiquitin protein ligase activity.
CCAGAAGCACAGAGACACAGAGAGAGGACGAGUGUGUGUGAGUGAGUGUGUGUGCAUGUAUGUGUGAAAACACUGCGCAUGUGUGACUGAGAGAUGAUGCACUGACUGGAGCAGACGGAGGAGCAGAAAGAGCAGUAAUGAACGGCAGCUGAGUCAAGAGGAGAGCUAACAGAAGGAACAAGAAGAAGGAGAGAGGGUUUUACCUGAAGAGAAGGAGAAGGAGCACUCAGCACAGAAGCUCACCAGAGAAUAAGCUGUAAAAAAAAAAAAAAAAAAUCUGAAAGAAGAAGGAAAAACAGGGGAUGGAGAAAGAGAUACCGGAGGGAGACGGUCAGCCACAGCUCGGAGGAGAAGGGCUGGCGGAGUGAAGGACAAAGGUACCAGAGGAGGAGAGGAGGGAUGCGGAGGUCGAUGAGAACAGCCUGAGACAUGAUCCUCCAUCUUACAUCUCCUCCAUCUUUUCCUCCCCUCGCUGCAGCUCGUUGUUCAUCCUUGUAGAAUAAAACAGGAGAGGAGAGAGCGUCCCCAUCCCCGUCCCCGCCUCUGGACAAAGCAGCUUGGUUUAUCAUCACAGAGCAGCGAGGCAUCAACCCAGGAAGGACGGGAACGAGACGUGAAGGCGGACAGGGCCCACACACACGCAGCAUGACACAAGCCCUGCAUGCAGAUCGUUCCCACGCAACGACACGGUCGAACCGACGCAGCCCGCGAGAUGACUGAGCGUCGUCAGGAAGUAGAUGGACCAAAGGAAUCAGGAAACGUGUCAUGGAUCUGAGAAGAAGGCAGACAAGCACAGAGGCGUCCUAACUGUUAUCACCCUUCCUGCUCGCUUUGGGAAGACCGUCUGAAAGUCCAAAUACAAACUUACUCCCACCUCUGAGGAAUUCAGGAGCCUUGGAGUUUGAAGGAGUCAUUCCUGCAGCGUCAUAAAAAAAAAAAGGACCUCCUCCCUCCUUAUCAACAAGCCACUGAGAGGGUCUCACAGGGUCACCUGACCACACCGGACCAAGAGCAAGAGAGAGAAAGACUGAAGCUCAUUCUUUCUUUCUCACGAACUCAAGUCAAUGUGUCACACGCCCGCAGCCAAAAACAGGAAGUUAAGCUUGAGCGAGAAACACAUUUAAAGUCUCGUUUGCGAAGGGAAGAGUUUCCCCCCCAGCAGGCCACAGGAUAUAGUUUCAGACAAUACCUCCUGGACCUUUUCUGAACUGCCUGUAAUCGACCUACCCGCUCUGUGAAUGCAGAAACCCACCAACCUGUACUGUAUGUAUAUAUGUGAGCGUCUGUGUGCAUAUGAGAUUAACUAUUGGUGUUAUCACUGAGUGAGAACAUAUCUUUGUGCUCAAGUAACAGCCAUCGUGUGUCAAUAUACAUUUCAGCAAAUAGCCAUCGAAGACAGCACAGAAAACAUCAGCAUACGUGAGUUAAAACAACAAAAAAACUACCUUUAAGUAGUCAACACUGGUCAGGAAUUGUAAGCUGGACUGUUAAACCAUCUGUUCGCAUUAGCUGCGACAGAAUAAGAGCUGCAUACUGCGGUGCUCUGGCUGAGCUCCUCUAUCUGUCUCGUCCACAUAAAGACUCAGGCUGACAGCAGCGCCCGCCAGGGGGGAUCUCUUGAGGGAAACAUGGAGGCAACCAUCCGUCCCCAUGUUCCCUCCAAUGGCUGACUUCAGCGAAAGAGUCCAAUCUUUUUCCCCUCGUGCAGAACCAGGCAGGGGUGUCUGAUCAGAGCCGCAGCCCCUCUCUCUCUUCCGCCUCCAAAAACGUGCGAAUGUCCUGCCUCAGGCGUCAGCCCGUCACCAUCCCCAUGGACACCGUCAAGAUCAUCCAGUCGGAGAAGUUCCCCAGAGAGUGCCCCGUGCCCGUCACCCAGCCGCGCUAUGCCCCGCCCCCCAGGGUGGCGUGGGACGGCGGAGGCGAGGGCGAGAUCAUCGUCAACCAGGCCUGCAGCGACCUGACGCUGGACAUCACCGGCUCCCCCAGGCCCAUGGUGUCGCCGCCGGCCCCGAUGACUCGCAGGGAGCAGAGCUUCCUGGCGCAGCGCAAAACCAGUGCCAACGAAAUCUGCUACCACCAGUUCCACUACAAGAUGGAGGACGUCAUAGUCAACCAGUACGUGCUGCGCUCCUCCUCCACCUCCUCGUCCACUUCGUCCUCGUCCUCCACGGGGCCCGUCAUGCCCUGCGAGCCCCUGGACUGCCCCACCUGCGGCCACACCUACAACUUCGCCGGCAAGCGUCCGCGCAUCCUCUCCUGCCUGCACUCGGUGUGCGAGGAAUGCCUGCAGAUCCUCUACGAGUCCUGUCCCAAGUACAAGUUCAUCUCCUGCCCCACGUGCCGGCGCGAGACAGUGCUGUUCACUGACUAUGGCCUGGCUGCUCUGGCCAUCAACACCAGCAUCCUGAGCCGCUUGCCCUCCGACCCCAACGGGCCCGUGCAGUGGGGCGGGGACGCCGACCGCAGCUGCUACCAGACUGUGCGUCAAUACUGCCAGUCAGCCUGCACCUGCCAGAUCGCCAACCCCUUGUCCUCCUGUGGCAUCAUGUAGACAAGGGGGGCCACUGCAGGCAUGACUCGACGCUGCUCCCCACCACCACCACCUCCGCCACCGCCGCCGCCACCACCACUCUACGUCUAUAAGCUCUACCCUCUCUGCCAACCCCCCCUUCUCUCACACAUACAGUAAAUAAAUCCCUCCAUAGAUGUUAUCUCUAUAUAUUUAAUAGCACAGACGGACGCUGUGUGGGACUAAUGGAUGCUGGUGGUUCGAUAAAUAGUAAAUAAAUGUAUUUUAUGUAUGGACUGGAAAUCCUAUUCACCCUCUCUCGUUUGGUUGGACGUGUUUGUCAUUGACAUCUCUUUACAUGGGAAUGCCAGGGGAGGUCUAUCCCCCCCCAAACUAGGUGAAUAAAGAUUAAAUAAAUGCGAAAAAGUA